AUUUUCUCCAGUCGCAAGUGUCACGCUGCUCCGGUUAGUGCUGUCGAGUCCCGGUUCUCGUCCGCCGUCAGUUUUCCGCGUCGUAUCUGUCGUUGUAAUAUUAAUUAAUAUAUUUAUAAUUAUUAAUUUCAUUGGUCAUCUUGGUUUUCUCUGCCGAAUGUGUCGCGGAACACGACCGCCGAUAAUAUCGUAACUACACUGCAGUGUGCAAUAUACGCGAUUUAUUCUGCAGGGGUGCUCUUCUUUUCUUUGCUGCAAGAUGCGGCGAUUAUCUCUUCUCGUCGUCUUGACGAUUACAGGGUUGGUAGGAUGUUGGGCAACUUCAACUGAAACCCGAUGCAAAUUUCCUGGUGCACCAGCACACUCAACUGUAUCGUUUUCCAAUGAAACGUUAACCACUGGUGCAAUAGCUACGUAUACUUGCGAAAGAGGAUUUGAACUUCUAGGACCAGCAAGAAGAGUAUGCGAAUCUACUGGCGAAUGGCUACCAGAAGGAAUACCGUUUUGCGUGUUAAAUGUUGCUGCGGGCAAAGCGCCUAUGCAAAUCAGCUCAGAACCCGGCGGCCUACCUCAAAAAGCCAUCGAUGGUAGCACCAGUUCAUUUUUCAGCCCCGAAACAUGCACGCUCACCAAACCGGAACGUACCCCAUGGUGGUAUGUUAAUCUGUUGGAACCAUACAUGGUACAGUUGGUGAGACUGGAUUUCGGUAAAGCCUGUUGUGGCAAAAACAAACCGGCUACGAUAGUCGUGCGAGUGGGAAACAACAGGCCCGACCUGGGCACGAAUCCUAUAUGCAACCGAUUCACUGGGUUUAUUGACGAAGGAAAACCGUUGUUCCUUCCGUGCAAUCCACCUAUGCCAGGAGCGUUCGUUAGUGUCCACAUGGAAACCGCUAGUGGAUCCACUCAGUUAUCAAUAUGUGAAGCUUUUGUCUAUACAGAUCAAGCGUUGCCAAUUGAAAGAUGUCCACAAUUUAGAGAUCAACCACCAGGAAGUACUGCCACAUAUAACGGAAAGUGUUAUAUAUUUUAUAACCGUCAGCCAAUGAAUUUAAGAGACUCAUUAGGGUUCUGCAGAUCAAGAGGUGGAACAUUGGUCGAUGAAAGUAACCCCGCGUUACAGGGAUUCGUCAGCUGGGAACUGUGGAGAAGACACAGGAGUGAUUCACAAAGUCAGUAUUGGAUGGGUGCUGUAAGAGACACUCACAACAAAAAUAAUUGGAAAUGGUUAAAUGGUGAUGAUCAAACAGUAUCUUUUUGGAGUUUACCGUCAAGUGGUUCUGAAACCACAUCUAUAAAUGGAGGCGAUUGUGCACGAUUUGAUGGUUCCAAAGGCUGGUUAUGGUCAGAUACUAAUUGCAAUGCUCCGCUAAAUUUCAUUUGUCAACACCAACCAACUGCUUGUGGUAGGCCAGAACAGCCACCAAAUUCAACAAUGAUAGCUGAAAACUUCAAUGUGGGCACUGCGGUCGAGUAUUCUUGCGAUGAGGGCCACCUGUUGAUCGGGCCGUCUACUCGUACAUGUCUCGGAACAGGAUUUUAUAAUGAAUUUCCACCCGUGUGUAAACGAAUUCAAUGUGGUUUUCCUGCGGACAUUUCAAACGGCAGCUAUAAGCUAAUCAAUGGUACCGUCAACUACUUAAGCCAAGUACAAUAUAGUUGCAAUGAGGGACAUAAAAUGAUCGGCAGGGAUAGAUUAAUUUGCGAUUUAGACGAAAGAUGGGAUGGACCACCUCCAAAGUGUACAGUCCAAAAAUGUGAUGAUCCUCCGGUAAUUCCUAAUGGUGAAUACCAGAUGUCAAACAAUGAAAGCAUUGUCGGUACACUAGUGGAGUACACGUGUGUGUCUAGACGAUUCCGUUUGGUCGGACCUAAACAAUUAGUAUGCUUACCAAGUGGUCAGUACGACAAUAAGCCACCUUAUUGUAAAGAAGAAAUCAAAACACCGAUUGUACCAGCCGUGUUGGUGACCAAGACUGUAUCGACUAGUACUGUUCCUAGCAGCCGUGCGCCACCGACUCCUAAUCGUGAAAAACCACGGCCGUUCACAACCAAGCCAACCAUAUUAACGAAACCAGCUACUGAUCAGGACGAUAGCGGCCAAACGUCAUCCAAUGUGGUAAUCGCCUCGGCGCAUCCGCAUGACAACGAGAUUCCGGAUAGCGUUCACGUCCGAACAAAUCCGAAUGCGGCCAACAUACCGUCUCAGGUGGAAAGCGAACACCGGCUCGGCCCCAAAUUGAAUUUGGGAGCAAUAAUCGCGUUGGGUGUGUUCGGAGCAUUUGUAUUCCUGGCAGCAGUUGUGACCACAAUCGUCAUACUAGUGAAAAGGAAUCGCAGUGCCAAACAUUUCCGGCACCGGGCAUCGCCAGACACCAACACGGUCGCCUCGCUGGACUCGUCAGGUUCCGAGAGCCGGGGAGGCCUGAACCGGUACUACAGGCAGGCGUGGGAGAACCUGCACCAGUCGGCCGCGUCGCCCAAACACUCGCGGCCGCACCAUCACCACCAUCACCACCACGCGGGCGGUAGGCGCAAGGAUACCGCGGCCGACGGGUCACCCCGCGUCGAGAGCAUGCGCGACGGGUCCGAGCUGGUCGUCAACGACGUGUACCACCCGCGGUCGACGGCGGCGCCGAUGGACCACAACAAGAAAUCGUCCAGGCAUCACCACCACCAUCACCAUCACCAGAACAGGGCGGCCAACCGAUAUUGAUGGCGGGCGCGAACUGUAGUAUAAUUAUUACAGGCGAGAUUUCGACGUCGCCCACGACUUGUACUACAGUAUAAUAAUCUAUAAUAUAACUGCAGCAGCUGCUGACGUCGCGCGGUCAUAAUAAUAUUAUAUUUAUACUCAUAAAGUUAAACGUUAGUUAGGUGUAUGCCUAUUUUUAUUAUUUUACACUAAUUAUUGUAUACAGAGCGAUUGAUUCACUUCCAACAACGGAAUCGCUCGUUGUUUAGAAAAUUAUUCACUGUUUUGGAAAACUCAAGGUACUAUAGGUAUACCUAUAUGGACGCAAUCAUAUAUAUUAUUUUUUUCACGUUUGUCGACUGAUCAAGAAAAUACUCAAGUAGGAAAAAUAUUGAUGUACCUACCUACCUACCUACCUACCUAUGAAUAUCGAAUAUUGUGAACGAAUUGUUUUGUACCAUUAAUAAACAUUUAAAGUUUAGACGAGCGGAGUAUAUCUAGCGAACCACAAAAUAUGUUUGCAGAAUGUACCCACCGUAGCCUCUAAACUUUAAAUGCUUAUAAAUGAAUAAUGUUAAAUUUGCAAUCGUCUUCAGUUUUCCCGAAUAAACACUUUUAUAAAACUUCAUACUUUUUUCAAAAAAACCAUUAGGUACAAUAUGUAAUAAUGAGUGUUUGCAGCUGUACAAAAAUCGCAAAGUAGCGAGUGCUGCACUAACCACACUGCGAUUAUGCAUGUCAUAUUGUUACAUAUACAUUAACGGUUUCGCAUCCCGCAGUUUCAUAAAUACCAAAGACUUAAAUACUAUUUUUAUUUUUUUUUUAUUAAACAUACGACUAUACGAGACACUGAAUGUACUUGAAUGAUAAUACAAUCGUCGAUAUGUUCGUCGGAACAAGUUUCCUCGGAUUAUUACUAUUUUCUAUUUAUUUUUAAAAAAAUAAUAUUUUUCGGGUGAGUGCUUUGAUAUUUGGUUGAAUAUACUUAUGUAAAAGAUAAACUAUGACAAAUAUAUUUUAUAGUAUCAAUUAACAGUGAUUUUAAACUAUCAUUGAAAUUGGUUUCUAAUAUAUUCAUUGUUGAUUUAAACAGAUAUCAAAGUGUUGGUGAUUGCUUUGUAAAUACAAAAUUCUACUUCAAAUAUAAUCACUAUAUACCAAUCCAAUCUCCCGAAUGAACCGAUUUAUUAUUAUUUUAUUUAUUAACUAAUUACAUUUUUACAAAGAUACACAGUUCAUACCUUCCUUAAUUCUCGUAGUCCCAAUUAGUUCACAAAAACAGCAGUUAAUUAAAUUAUAUUUACAUAGGUAUUAACUACAAAAAAUGCACUUAUUAAACAAAUAGAUUCUUUGGAAAACUUGUACCCAUAGUACAUGUGGGUAUAUUUCUUUAAUUUUAUUGUAGAAAAUAUAAAUUAAUUAAACAAAUAAUAGGUAAUUUGUAUAUAAAAUAUAUUACUAAACAUUAUAAUAUAAAUGACAUAAAUGUAAAAUAUCGCGAUCAAUAAUUUUCGUGGAAAGUCAAAUAGGCACCUAUGUUCAUUGUUUGACUUUUAUUUCUUCAAAAUAUUUCAAUUCUUGAGUUUUUAUAAUAUUUAGAUAAAUAACCCUUUCGCUAUUGAAAGAUCGUAUCACUUUAUUUUUCUAUUUGUCCAUCUCUAUUAUAUUAUUACAUUAUAUAUAAUAAUAUUAUAAUAUAGUUGAUUCUCAAGCCUAAAAAUUAUUUUACUUGUAGAAUGUAGAAAUACAACUAUCAAUGACUGACAGUUAGAAAAAUAAAGCUUUAAGUCAACCGAAAAAUUAAAACCCUCAUUUUUAGUUUCUUUUUAUUUAUAAGAAAUAAGAUCCAUUAUAUUAUAUUUGUCAGCAUUGGACACACAAAUAUAAAAUAAUUUUUUAAUGAUAUAUAUUAUUUUUAAUGUUACCUUUUCUGACGUUGAAUUUUAAGUCAAUAAUGUUUAAGCUUAAUUAUUAUUAUUAUUAUUAUUAUACAAUAAUAUUUAUUAUAUAUAUAUAUAUUGUGAAUUAUUUAUUUAUUUAUAUAAUAUAAUACUAUACAUAUAUUUUUUUUUAAUGAACCGUUUUGACCACAGUAUUGUAUCGUAAUUACCGUGGUUAUAACAAACACGUUCAAAUGAGAUGAUAUGUUUCUAUUUUUUAUGUAAUUAACAGAAUUGUAAAAAAUUGAAACAUAUUUUUACUGCCAAAGUUGAUCGCGUUUAUCUAUAUAAAAACAUAAUAUUUUCAUAUUGUUUAUCUUUAGACUAAUUAUUGAGUUUUGUAAAUAUAGUAAACAUAACCAAAGUAUUAUAAUAUAUUUUGACUUAUAUACUA
Metopolophium dirhodum (rose-grain aphid) is the source of this 5029-nucleotide messenger RNA. Its product is annotated as sushi, von Willebrand factor type A, EGF and pentraxin domain-containing protein 1. NCBI's taxonomy places the organism in Eukaryota, Metazoa, Arthropoda, Insecta, Hemiptera, Aphididae. The record is from RefSeq and is a predicted model, not a curated record. The transcript has 13 exons. Bases 260 to 2716 code for a protein of 818 amino acids.